AUGUCUGCGCCGCGUGGCUGGGACAGCCACAUAUGGACUGACCAGACUACCAUGCGCCUGAUGCGCGCUAACCAGCAACAAAUCGAGAUCAGAUCGAACGAGCGCAUGCCCUUGUCGCUAGGAGUCCCGCAUGCAGUUCUUCACUUCUACUGCCCGCAGACUCCUGCUCUCAUUGGCCAACCUGUCAUUCUCGAAACCAGUCGUGCAGUCCUGCAGCUAUUUUUUUACUGGCUGUACAGAGGAACGGUCGACACGACUAACUGGCAUGAUGUGACCGAGCUUUACUUCUUGGGACAUGCGCUCAAGUCGAUUGCGUUGAUGCGCUCUGCCAUCACCGAGAUGCAAAAGAUCUGCAGAGAUGACGCGAAUGAUGACACUGAACUCUUCCACUAUGGCCACAUCAGUGUCAUCGACGACAUGGUCAGCACCUCCUCAGGCUUAUUCCAUUACAUUGAAGACACCUACUUCAACCAUUGGCGCCCUUCAGACGACGAAGAUGUAAAUGACAACCCUCGCGAGCAUCAGAAGACCAAUCUCUUCUUCAAGAAGCUAUUCGAGCGCUCAUUCAAGGAACAGAGGGAAGGUGCCAAUUGCUCUUGUUGCCACGACUAUUGCAAGUACCAUGACCACGAAAGUGAAGCUGAACGUCUAGCAACAUGCGGUCGUGACACUGCUCUUGCAUCGACAAGCAAGCACCAAGAGAGCACCACGCCUAUCUCGAAGCCGGCCCAAGCACAGCGCAGAGCUCGCAAGAGCAGAUCCAGCGGCCAUGGAUUGAUUGCGAACCAAGACUUCAGCUCGAUGGACGAGGACGACCUUCCGCUGCGUGUAGUGAGAGCUUCAGCUCCGCGUGCUGGCACGCCGAAGAGGAACAAGCCCUCAGCUGAAACAUGGCUCAAGGUCAGAAGCCACGCACCAGUCGAUUAUCCAGCCGACUAUCACGCUAAAUUGACCUCGCUACCUCUUGUCAACGCCAUCAAAGUCCGAAACUGGCUGGAGACUGGUCUGGAAGCGGAAGGUGUUCAGCAACUUCAAGAGCCGGAUCGAGUCAUUGCGGCUGCCAUGAGCUGGACUGCUGAGGAGUACGCCCAGACCAAGUGUAUCUUCUUCGAACAAUAUGCGACCGCGAUGCAGCCCGGCAUGCAGAGACACACCAUGGAGCACUGGCGCAAUACUUUGAAGUUCGGAGGAAAUAAGCCGAAAGAAAGAGCAGAAAGGCUGUUGGCCAUGUGGGAGUCCUUGGGCUGGUUGAGAGAGCAACACUACAACAGCACCGAUGCUAGCCAAGACCCGCGCACUCCGAUGAACGCCACUCACCAUGACGAAGACUUGCUCAUGACAGACUUGUCGCACAACGCAGGCUCGUUCAUAAACACUUGGUCGGAAGAGGAGAUAGAAGCCAUGAUCGAAAUCAUGGAAGGCAUUAGCGCAGACUCGUCUCUCGCGAAGCUUGACUUCCGUCAUCAAACUGCGAUAGCCAGCGAGCGACUGAAGGCUCAGCAUGAGUAUGAACGAACCCCAAAAGCUAUAAAUCACCAAUGGCACAGACAACAGUCGAGACGUGGAGCGGCUAGGAAAGCCCGCUCUUGGACAGAACGCGAGGACAAAGCUUUGAUCGACAUCCUGGGCGGUCUUGAGCAUACUGAAGUUGCGAAGACGAAAAAGCGCUUCGAUGUGUGCAGUCAACGACUUCUCGCUGACCAUAACAUCGUCCGUACCACAGCAGCAUGCAUGGCGCGUUCUCAGAGGCUAGCUCAUCCGUCGCAAGUCACAGCGAAUAGCGACGUGGGCGAAGACCCUACCAGUGACAAGCCGCACGACGAUCGCAUCCCCGCCAACAAUGACAACCACGACCAUAGUGCCGGCAAUAAAGCUCCGCCGUUGUGGACUCCUGAAGAGGAUCGUUUCAUGCUGGCAUCGAUGAAGGAAUUCGAUGCCGAUCCUGCUCUGGUUCCGUGGAGUACCGAGAAGAAGGUCGCGGCGUGCAUUCAGCGCUUGAAAGAUGAAUUUGGGACCGACCGCACCAGCAACGCCGUCAAGGUUCGAUACUACCGCAAGCUUCGUCGCGAGAAGGAGGAAAGAGCCAAGGUGCAGGAGCAGGCUGAGGUUGAAGCUGAGUCGGAGUCAAAGCAAGACCCUACCGCUACUGGUUCCUUUGCUAGCCCUCCCCAGCCAUCAAUCGCCGGCAAAUCGCUGGACGCUGUGAUCAACAGAAAGAGAGAGUCGGAUGCCGAUGAGGACGGUGAGGAGCUCCAAGUUUCCAAGCCUUUGAGUCGUGCAAAGCGCACCCGAGUGACCAAGACGGCUAGGUCGAGACUCAUCGAAGAGUUGUUCGGAGACGAAGAAUAA
Aureobasidium pullulans EXF-150 is the source of this 2349-nucleotide messenger RNA. RefSeq lists its product as uncharacterized. The transcript is spliced from 3 exons. The record is from RefSeq and is a predicted model, not a curated record. NCBI's taxonomy places the organism in Eukaryota, Fungi, Ascomycota, Dothideomycetes, Dothideales, Saccotheciaceae. Bases 1 to 2349 code for a protein of 782 amino acids.